This is a messenger RNA of Aureococcus anophagefferens, 936 nucleotides long. RefSeq lists its product as hypothetical. Gene Ontology annotation, molecular function: tRNA methyltransferase activity. Gene Ontology annotation, biological process: tRNA methylation; cytoplasmic translation. The transcript is spliced from 3 exons. The record is from RefSeq and is a predicted model, not a curated record. Gene Ontology annotation, cellular component: cytoplasm. Lineage: Eukaryota; Pelagophyceae; Pelagomonadales; Pelagomonadaceae. The coding region runs from base 1 to 936 and encodes 311 amino acids.
AUGGGCCGCACCUCCCGAGACAAGCGCGACAUCUACUACCGCCUCGCGAAGACGUCGAACUACCGCGCGCGCGCGGCCUUCAAGCUGCUGCAGCUCGACGCGACGCUCGGCAUCCUCUCCACCGCGACGACGCACGACAGACUCCGCGUCGCGGACCUGUGCGCGGCGCCGGGCGGCUGGUCGCAGGUCGUCGCGGAGCGCCGGCCCGGCGCGAGAGUCGUCGCCGUCGACCUCAAGCCCAUGGCGCCCAUCGCCGGCGUCGAGAUGGUGCUCGGCGACAUCACGGCCGCGGCGACGGCGCGCGAGGUCGUCGACGCGCUCGGCGGCGGCGCGGACGCGCGGCGCGGCGUCGUGCUCUGCGACGGCGCGCCGGACGUCAUCGGCCUCAACGACGUCGACGAGCACCUGCAGAACGAGCUCGCGCGCGCCGCCUCCGGACGUCGGGAACCGCCCUUCUUAGGCGGCUGCUUCGUGUCCAAGGUCUACCGGGGCCGCGACGCGACGGCGCUCCUCGAGUCGCUCCGCAAACACUUCCGGAGCGUCUUCGUCGCGAAACCGCGGUGCAGCCGUUCCGCGUCGCCGGAGGCGUUCGUCGUCUGCCGGGGCUUCGGCGAGGCCCCCGGCGACGCGGAGAAACCCGUGCCCUUCGUCGCCUGCGGCGGCGACGACGCCUUCGACGCCGACGCGUCGUUCCCGCUGGACCUGCCGACGGCCGCGGCGUACGAAUUCCGCGGCCCCGUCCAGAUGCCCAUCCGCCCGCCCCACGAGGACGCGGGCGCCGGGCCGCCGCCGCCGCCGGCAUUCGCCGCGGCGACGGCCGCCGCGUCGACGACGGCGCCGGAGGGCUUCCGCUACGACGGCGACGUGCGGCCCGCGCGCGGCGACGCGCCGCCGCCGGCGACGGACGCCGCGUCGCUCCGCGCGUGGGUCUCGUAA